This is a messenger RNA of Malania oleifera, 2207 nucleotides long. RefSeq lists its product as uncharacterized. NCBI's taxonomy places the organism in Eukaryota, Viridiplantae, Streptophyta, Magnoliopsida, Santalales, Ximeniaceae. Gene Ontology annotation, cellular component: plasma membrane; plastoglobule. The transcript has 11 exons. The coding region runs from base 348 to 1961 and encodes 537 amino acids. The record is from RefSeq and is a predicted model, not a curated record.
AUUCGUGGUUUUAUAGUCUGGUGGAUAUUAUCUGGUUUUAUAUUUUUUAUUUUGGCCCGAAACUCAACAGCCCUGCGUCCACGAUCCUCGCGCGACGUGGGCGCGUCUGGCCGAGAUAUCCAACAUUUUCCAAAACUCAAUGCCGGCGAACUGCAAACCAAAAACCUUAUUGUGUUCUAGCGAUAAUUAGAGCGGUGUCUUAUUUUCUCCUUCUUCGAGUACUUCCGUCUCCUGAAUCUGCAGAGCGCUUGCUGAGUGCUGGCCGUUCAUCAAUUAUCACCGUCCUUCUGCCACUUGCACUUUGUAUAUGUAAUAUAAGGAGCAAAGGUGCCAAAGAGCCCUGAGUCAUGGUGGUUUCAGCGUUCAGAGGCGUUGCUUCUGCUCGUCUGCCUCUUUUCCAUUUUUCUCAGUUGCCUGGUACAGGUACGGGUCCUUCAAGGAAGCUUCAUUGUCGCUCAAAAGGAUUCUCUCUUUCUGCUCGACAUUCACAAGCACCAGAUAUUUUUUCUCUUCACAUCCAAGAGGGCGUUGAAAAGUUGCCCAAACUAGUUGAGGAUAUUGUCCAGGCAUCUAUAAACACAGGUCCCCAGGGGGCUCUCAGGCUAGCUCAAGGCAUUCAAGCUGUUAUUGGGGUUGGUGGUGAAUGGCUCACUGAUUUAUCAAAGCCAACGAAUACGUCCACUGGAUUACAAACUCAAAUGCAAUUUGGAUUGCUUUCUCCUCUUUAUCUGAGGAGGUUAUUUGAACGAAUGGGGGGAACCUAUAUUAAGUUGGGUCAGUUCAUAGCAUCCACACCUACGUUGUUCCCACCUGAAUACGUCCAGGAGUUUCAGAAUUGUUUUGAUAGAGCUCCUGUGGUUCCUUUUGAAAAUAUUCAAACAAUUUUGCGUGAGGAGUUAAAGAGACCAAUAGAUAGUGUUUAUGAAUAUGUUGAUCCAACUCCAAUUGCCUCAGCAUCAAUCGCACAGGUUCAUGGUGCUAGGCUCAAAGGCAGUCGAGAGGAUGUAGUUAUAAAGGUCUUGAAGCCUGGAAUAAAGGAAAUAUUAAUAGCAGAUCUAAACUUCGUGUACAUUGUUGCUCGUAUUUUGGAGUUCUUGAAUCCUAAACUGGACCGCACAUCACUGGUUGGUAUUGUCAAAGACAUUAGGGAUUCGAUGCUUGAAGAAGUAGACUUUAAUAAGGAAGCUGCAAAUAUUGAGUCUUUCAGGAGAUAUUUAGAAUCCAUGGGACUCACAAGGCAGGCAACAGCUCCAAAAGUAUAUCAGCAGUGCAGCACCCGGAGAGUUUUAACAAUGCAGAGGCUUUAUGGAGUACCUCUUACUGAUCUAGAUUCUUUAACUUCACUUGUUUCAAGUCCUGAAACCUGUAUAAUAACUGCCCUUAAUGUGUGGUUUGGUAGCUUGCUUGCUUGUGAAACCUUCCAUGCAGAUGUACAUGCAGGGAAUUUGUGGCUGUUACGGGAUGGGCGUAUUGGGUUUCUUGAUUUUGGAAUUGUUGGACACAUAUCUCCUAAAACUUGGGCUGCUAUGGAUAUGUUUUUGGCAUCAAUUGCUACUGAGGAGUACGAGUCAAUGGCAUCUGCCUUAAUUGAAAUGGGUGCUGCAAACAAGGAUGUUGAUGAUAAAACUUUUGCAAGGGAGUUGGAAAAGAUUUUUUCUUCAGUACAGGAUUUGGAUACACGAGUUGUUGUUGCAACAGCAAGGGGGAGAGGUACAACUGGAACUGCUGUCUCUGCUAAUCUCAUGGUUGAUGAGAGGCAGAUGAAUGUACUGUUUCUUGAUGUGGUUCGGGUGAGUGAAUCAUAUGGACUCAGAUUUCCAAGGGAGUUUGCACUUCUCAUGAAACAGCUUCUGUAUUUUGACCGAUACACCCGCUUGUUAGCACCCAAUUUGAACAUGCUCCAAGAUCAGAGAAUCACCAUUAUCUCAAAUCGAAGGGGCAGAGGUAGAGACAGCUUCUAAUAUAAAUAUAAACAUAAUUUUCCUUGCCAGCUGGUGCUCCAGUGGCUUUGGUUUUGUAUAUAUGUCGAAACAAUUUCUGAAAGAAAUCAAAAUGCUCACUUCCAUAGAAACUCUUGGUAGGAGCAUUAAAGAAUGCAGAGUGUGCACCAUGGUAGGAAGUGUUUGUAUAUAAUUCCUCUUCUGCUCCAGAACACGCCAUUACAAUCUGAAUAUUAUUUUUUAUGGCAUCUUAUGAUUGGACUUGUA